AUGCCUCGCCUCAAGGCAAUCACGACUGGAUCCAUACCGUCCUUUUUGGAUGUCAUCCUCAAUUUUGCAGAGUCGGACACUAGCUCCAGCCUAACAAAUCAGGACACCUGGCUAUCGCAAUUGAGGAGCAAGCCUGGCGGAAACUUGGUCAUGUAUGGGGACGACACAUGGCUGAAGCUGUUUCCGGAGACUUUCGGGCGCAGAGAUGGCACGUCGAGUUUCUUUGUUUCGGUUCGUUUUGACUCCCAUAGAAAGCACCUGCAAGGCCUAACCAAUCGUUCUGCAAAGGACUUCUCUGAGGUUGAUAACAACGUCACCCGGCAUGUUUCUUGGGAGCUCGAACAACAGGAUUGGAAUGGUUUCAUAAUGCACUACUUAGGUCUUGAUCACAUAGGGCAUAAAUCUGGUCCUCGAAGCCCAAACAUGAAGCCCAAGCAAUCAGAAAUGGAUUCAGUCGUACGAGAGAUAUACGAAGCCAUAGAAAUAAAACCUCAUCUUCGAUCAACACUUCUUGUGCUAUGCGGCGAUCAUGGCAUGAAUGAAGGAGGUAAUCACGGGGGGUCUGGUGAAGGCGAGACUUCUCCAGCUUUAGUUUUCAUGUCGCCUAAGCUCAAAGCUAUUUCCAAGGGGUAUCAAAGUCCAGUUGCUUCGUCCAACAACGGAUUUCAGUACUACACAAAGAUCGAGCAGUCAGACAUCGCCCCUACAUUGGCGGGUCUGCUUGGCUUUCCAGUGCCAUUGAACAACCUAGGCGUCUUCGUACCUGAACUCCUCUCACUUUGGCGAGAAGGUUAA
Molecule: messenger RNA, 795 nt
Organism: Bacidia gigantensis
Lineage: Eukaryota; Fungi; Ascomycota; Lecanoromycetes; Lecanorales; Ramalinaceae
Gene: LAS21
Product: major facilitator super transporter protein
Exons: 2
Coding region: 1-795 (264 amino acids)
Biological process (GO): GPI anchor biosynthetic process
Cellular component (GO): endoplasmic reticulum membrane
Source: RefSeq, a predicted model, not a curated record